Cotesia congregata is the source of this 902-nucleotide messenger RNA. NCBI's taxonomy places the organism in Eukaryota, Metazoa, Arthropoda, Insecta, Hymenoptera, Braconidae. The record is from the annotation of a GenBank genome assembly.
UCUUCUUGUGCGCGACCACCGAGACCUCCUGCCCGCCGAUGUACCGAUGCCUGGUGAAACCGAAUCAGGAGUACGGACUCUGCUGUCCGUUGACUCUAAACUUGGAGCGACCUGGAAAAUGCCCGCCAGAAGAGCCAGCUGUCUGUGGCCCGACGUGUCAGCAUGACAUGGACUACUCCGGACCGCAAAAGUGCUGUGAGAGUGACUCUUGCGGCGGAGGUGUUUGUUUGCUUCCUGUCAGGCUGAGCGCCUACCGCAAAAACCGGAUGCUCGCCGAGAUGCUCAGCGUUUCCGAGAAGCAAGGCCGCGGGUACAUUCCUCAGUGCAACGUGGCCGGUAGAUACGAGCCAAAAUAGUGCUCCAGAAACGGGUUGGUAUGCUGGUGCGUCCGCGUCGACGGUAAAAAAAUUUCCGGCACCAUGGGACCUGCUGCCGCUGUUAAUUGUAAUCAAGUUACUGAUAAAUCUAAAGGACGUGCUCUGCCCACCUCAUGCUCACUCUAUCACUACGCUCAAGUGUGUCAGUACGGAUUUAAAGUCGAUGAAGCUGGGUGCUCUACUUGCAAGUGUAAUAAUCCUUGUGAAGGGUUGUUUGAAAAUCUGAGGAUGCUACCGCAUGCACCGGAGGUUCAAGUUCAGGCGAUUCCGGAGAAUGGCGCUAAUAUUAACGACUCGGAGGUUGAGGAGAAGGUUAAUCUGGAUGAAAGACUGCCUCAGAGGGAUAUUGACAAGAGGAUCCAACACGAAAAUGAGUACAGUGACCGCGAGGAUGAAGGCGAAGGCGGCAGCAGGGACAAUAGGUCUUUUAAGGGGUCAAGGAAGAGACCUAGGUUGGAGAAAGAACAGGAACCUAUGGAAACUGACAUUGAGAAAGCGGAUGACAUCAAAAAUGGAGCUAAUGGU